Symbiodinium pilosum is the source of this 555-nucleotide messenger RNA. The record is from the annotation of a GenBank genome assembly. Lineage: Eukaryota; Dinophyceae; Suessiales; Symbiodiniaceae.
CUCCAGGUGUGUGUGGCUGUGGAUGCAUGCCCUGUGGCUGUGGGGGCUGUCAGCCCUGUGGCUGUUGUCCAUCAGCUUGUGGCUGCCUUUGUGGCGGCUGUGCACCCUGUGGAGGCUGUGCCUGCUGCCCUAACAUGCCCUGUGGCGGCUGUGGCCUCUGUGGGGGCUGCUGUGGCCCGAGCCAGACUGACUCUGGAGCCUGUGGGAACCCUCCGCAACAGGGAAGCUCCAACCAAGGCCGCCAAGGACAAAGUGAAAGCCAGGGCAACAAAAGCAAGAAUGCGCCGGUCAAUGCAGCUUCAGGUCCUUGUGGUGGCUGUUGUGGCUGCGGUCCAUGCGGAGGCUGUGGAUGCGGCUGUUCAGGCUGCAAUCCUUGCCAGGGUUGCGUCAGCAACACAGGCAGCGGAUGUUGCGGUUGCGGCGGCUGCGGCUGUGACGGCUGUGGCAGCUGCUGUGGAGGCUGCGCGCCAUGCCAGGGUUGCGCAUGUGGAUGUCCCAGCGCUUGCAGUGGCUGCGGUUGCUGCAGUGGUUGUGGAGGCUGCGCGCCUUGUGUAG